GAAGGAUCUGGAAAACCAGAACGAUUCUCAUCAAAGCACAAACGCACUUCCUCCUCCCCUCCGCGAAUGGGCCUCCGCUUCGCCCAACUCGCCGGCGGGAUCACCCGAGCCGCCUUCUCCCGCCGUGCGCGACACCUCUCCCCAGCCUGCGCCCGCCGCGUGCUUGCCCCUCUCGCCUCGCCGGGUGAGUCUAGCGGCGGCAACUGGCUCGUUCCUGCCCGCGGCCACGGUGGCCACUCCGGCGACCGCGGCGAGGAAAGCGGCGAGGCGUCUGAGAAGAUCUUCCGUUUGGGCCUCGCUGCUGACGUCGUCCUCACCGUAGGGAAAGCCAUCACCGGCUACCUCUCCGGCAGCAGGGCCAUCACCGCCGACGCCGCUCACUCCCUCUCUGACAUCGUGCUGAGUGGGGUGGUUCUGCUGUCGUACAAGGCGGCCAAGGUUCCUAGAGACAAGGAUCAUCCGUAUGGUCAUGGAAAGUUCGAGAGUUUAGGAGCUCUUGGAAUUUCGAGUAUGCUGUUGAUUACCGCAGGUGGGAUUGCCUGGCAUUCUUUUGAAGUUCUUCAGGGAGUUAUGUCUUCUGCUCCUGAUAUAAUUGGCAGCACAUCGCACAUGAAUCACAACCAUGGUAGUGGCGGGCAUAGUCACGUAGUAGAUUUGGAACAUCCAGUCCUUGCAUUGAGUAUGACAACCUUAGCGAUAUCUAUCAAAGAAGGGCUCUAUUGGAUUACGAAAAGAGCUGGGGAGAAGGAAGGGAGUGGGCUGAUGAAAGCUAACGCAUGGCACCAUCGUGCAGAUGCUAUUUCAUCUGUUGUUGCCCUAAUAGGGGUAGGUGGCUCUAUUGUUGGAUUACCUUAUCUUGAUCCACUAGCUGGCCUUGUUGUCUCAGGCAUGAUUCUUAAAGCUGGUGUUGAGACAGGAUAUGAGAGUACACUAGAGCUUGUUGAUGCAGCUGUUGAUCCAUCACUUCUAGAACCAAUCAAGGAAACAAUUGUGAAAGUUGAUGGUGUAAAGGGGUGCCAUCGGUUGAGGGGAAGGAAAGCUGGAACCUCCUUGUAUCUUGAUGUGCAUAUCGAGGUAUAUCCUUUCUUGAGUGUCAGUGCAGCACAUGAUAUCGGGGAAACUGUCCGUCAUCAUAUACAAAAGACACAUAAUCAAGUUGCUGAAGUUUUCAUACACAUAGACCCCUCAUAUUCAAUGGGUGCUAACAUGAACAAGAAAAGGAUUUUGGAGAACUCGGAGAGAAGAAAUUCAGACGUUAUUCCACGGCAACGAAGUGCAGAAGCUAUUGUGUCUGAUAUAAUUUCCUCUCAUUUUCCAAAGAAAAUGUGUCUUGAACACCUGAUACUGCAUUACUUGCAAGGACGGGUGUUGCUUCAGGUCCAAGUUUCAAUGUCUCCAGAAAUUUUGAUUCGGGAUGCAAUGCACAUCGCAAAAAAAGCCGAGGAAGAGAUCAUGAAGGCUGAUGCCAGCAUAUGCCAAGUCAGUGUACAGCUGAGAUUGGGGCAACAAAUUGAGCAACUUCAGCUGGCCGCAAGCAAAAGCGGAGCAAACGAUCUACAGGCGGAAAAGCAGUAGAGCGAAUGGGCGCAUAUCGUGUGCAGUACAGCUAUGCUGACUCAGUCAGCUGGCAUGGUGAUUUUGUUAAUCUUUCUGACAUGCAUCAAGUGCAGUCACUGCUGAGGCCGCGAACUAGGACAGCUCUUGUACAUUGUGUCUUGUUUGGAGAUAUUAGAAGAAAUGAAACAACCUUGAAACAGGCUCACGCUCCGCUUUAUAGAUAACGCAUAAACCAAAGUGCAGGCCCGAACAACACAAGGUAAUGUGGAAGCUCUCUUACACAACGGAUCUUGGGAUAACCGGACAAUACAAGGCCCUGUUUGGAGUGCAGUUAGAGAAAACACUGGGAAGGGAAACUGCGUAGGAACUGUACUGAAUGAACAGUUGAAAGCUUUGGAACGGGAAAAGAAGGGAAAGGUGUCAGCGUACCUGAGGGAGGGACCCAGAGGGUAGCGACCCCAGCAUCGUCAACGCUGCCCCUUGUCCCACCCUACUGCGGAGGCCCAACUCCAACGUCCAUGGCCCGGACUGGGCCCAGUGAAGGCCCAUGCGCCACCUACUUAUGCAGCCGUGCGCGUGGAGAGAAGCAUCCAGUGGGUAUUCAUUUGAUCUUGAUCCUUGUGGAGUGAAAAAGACGCUAUACUGGCUCUGCACAUACUUACAGAUAAUAUCCAUAAAUGGUUUGUUUUUGGUAAUCGACGAAGAUUACCAUAUUGAUAUUCGGGCGCAUGGUAAA
Hordeum vulgare subsp. vulgare (domesticated barley) is the source of this 2293-nucleotide messenger RNA. RefSeq names its product metal tolerance protein 2. Gene Ontology annotation, biological process: transmembrane transport; monoatomic cation transport. The transcript has 12 exons. Gene Ontology annotation, molecular function: monoatomic cation transmembrane transporter activity. Gene Ontology annotation, cellular component: membrane. The record is from RefSeq and is a predicted model, not a curated record. NCBI's taxonomy places the organism in Eukaryota, Viridiplantae, Streptophyta, Magnoliopsida, Poales, Poaceae. Bases 67 to 1575 code for a protein of 502 amino acids.